Molecule: messenger RNA, 1690 nt
Organism: Trichoderma atroviride IMI 206040
Lineage: Eukaryota; Fungi; Ascomycota; Sordariomycetes; Hypocreales; Hypocreaceae
Molecular function (GO): N-acetyltransferase activity
Source: RefSeq, a predicted model, not a curated record
AUGGAGGUUGAACCGAAAUCGCAUGACCGCGUCAAUGUAGGCGCAAAGAUUAUUCGUCCACUAGGGCAUCUCGAAUGCUUCCAGUCGGCCCUUCAUUUGCUUGGUCUGUAUCGCAGCACCAUCGUUACGUGUCGCUAUAAUAUCCCCAACGAAUGCGUGGAUGAGGGUGCGCAGGGACAGCUCAUGGACAAAUUAGAGCAAGCAAUAGCUGCAGCUGUCCUUCGACAUCCUUUUCUCCAAGUUGGCGUUGUCGGCGACGACUCAAAGUGCCCCCACUGGGUCCAGCUUGAAUCUAUUAAUCUCGCUCACCAUAUCCAAUGGCAACUGCUGAUAGAAGGCUCGGCAGAGGAAUACCAGUCUCUGUAUAACAGCAGUCUCAGAGAGCAACUUGACACCAAGUUCUCGAACCUUCAGACACGACCAGCCUGGAGGAUAGUAGUGCUCCGGUCGAAGGGAAAUCUAUCUCACCUCGACUUGAUGUUUGUCUGGAACCAUCCCAUUGCAGACGGCAUGAGCGGCAAGAUUUUCCAGGAAACAGUGUUGCGCCAUCUGAAUGAUCCUGUAUCCGUGACCGAAAGACCACUGUUACAAGAUCACGUAGUUCGCCCGAGUGCAACAGCAGAGCGUCUCCCUCCACCAAUGGAGAAGAUGGUCAAAUUUCCCGUCUCGCUGGGCUUUGCCGCUGCUACCGCAUGGCAAGAGCUGAAACCAUCCUUUCUCGCUGGCGACCACUCUACGAACGCAACAUGGGCACCAAUCCGCCUUGAACCGUACGAAACGACACAACGUAUCAUCUCGCUUGACAACGACACGCUGCAGAAUAUUCUCUCCGCAUGCCGUCAGAAUAAGACAACUCUCACAGGCCUUUUCCAUGCAGCCGUCUUGAUUUCCUUGGCAACACAGCUUAUGGACAAGGAAGCGCCUGCUUUUGCAAGUAUCACGGCGCUCAACCUGAGACGGCAUAUGCCUUCGAGUUCUGAGGGACCCUUGGAAUUUGAGGCUGAUCAGACGAUGGCAAACUUUGUAUCUCGACAGAUGCACAAGUUCGAUGAGACUUUGGUGAAGAGGAUUCGCCAUCUGGCCGCGAUAUGUCGCAAGUCUUCCAUAUCUUCAAAUGUGAAUUGCGAGCCGAAUCUGGAAAGGCUUGCCGGCAGUGACGCAUUGACGGAAGUCCUAUGGGCAACGGCUGCUCGGGUCCGUGGCGAGAUUCAGGAGCGUUUGGAUUUAGGCUUGAAAAACGACAUUGUCGGUUUAAUGGGCCUAGUGAGAGAUUGGCGAUCACAGAUGAAACAGGAUCUCAAGAAGCCGAGGGCGGUGGCCUGGAAUGUGACAAAUCUGGGGGUGAUGGACGGAAAGCUUGGGGCAGCAGAGAUAGCACAGGCGCAAGAUGCGAACGACAACAUGCCAAAGGGUAUCUCAGGCUCAAAAGGUUGGUCUGUUUCGCGGGCAGUCUUUUCGUUGAGCGCUGAUGUCACAGAGGCUUUCAUUCAUAUUAGUCCCAUGGCGAUUAAGGCUGGUGACCUAACUAUUGAGAUUAGUUGGCAGCGAGGGCUUAUUGAUGACAACAUCUGCGAGCGGCUUACCGCUGGAGUGGGGGAAUGGUUGAGAUUCAUAGGUCAAGCACAGUCACAACAUACGGAUCAAACUGCAGCCGCCAAAGUCUAGUCGUAUUUGAUGUCUCUUCAUUUUU